Molecule: messenger RNA, 549 nt
Organism: Vitrella brassicaformis
Lineage: Eukaryota; Vitrellaceae
Source: the annotation of a GenBank genome assembly
UUACAUCGGCCGCAACUGCUCUGUGAAUGUGACUGGAUACGCCCUCGAUUCCGCCGAUAGGCUCAUGGUCCUGGAGACCUGUGGGCAGACAAGCAACAUUCCAAUGGAGAGCAACCCAGUCAGUGCACAGCAGCUCAUCAACCUGAAUGAGACAUUCAGCUACUCAUUCGGACAAACUAUGGCGCCGGGGGGAUUGGGGGCGAGACUGUGCUGGUAUGGACCCAUGAAUCGAAGGGACAGGUACCGAAAUGCAUUGUUGUGUGCAGGUGUGCUGGAGGGAGCGAUUCGGGCUGCCUGAUUGCCUCCCACUUCACCGUCGACCUUGGCCCCCUUGUGUUCGUUGGUGCGACACACAUAGUAUGGGAACACGAUGAAACACGGUGCUGAUGCUUGUGACGCCUGCAUAGGUCCCAUGGCCUCGUCCAGCUCGUGCUUCAGAGGACAGAACUGCUCUAUCGGCCUCAACACGACAUUUCCGUCCAUCAUGGCGACGAGCGACACUCUGCGGGGGCACACCAUGAUUCGACCAAGCUGCUCCGCUGGACUCAU